AUGGACAUUCGGAAGCGAGUGGCUGAGCUUCACUUUGAGCAAUUGCUGAAACGAGACAAGCCAGCUGCUCGGACAGAGUACGGUUGGCAGCAUAUCCUAGUGACAGCACAGGAUUCUCUUGUGGCAAGGCUGGAGACUUUGAAGACCCCCGAGGAAGUGUGGGCAUUUGCACAUCGCUGUUUGAGGGAUUCACAUUUGAAGGACGUUUUUCGUGAUUUUGCAGUGGACGACGUUUGUGACGUGGCUGUUCCCGAAGAGACAGUCCGGAGCGUGGUUUUUCCUGAGCAAGAGCACGAUCUGUUUGACAAGGAUCUUGAAGCCUUUCAGUUGUCAUUCAGCUCCAAUCAGCCCUCCGGAUCUUCAUUCAGGAGGUUGCAGGCUGCGUCCGAGCAGCCAAUUGAUCUGCUUGUGCCCGAGUCCAGCCGUGCAGUCAGCUUCACUCGACCUUUGAAGAGACUUGAUGAUGAGACAGAUGAGGAGUUGACUGGGCCAAGCGUCCCAGCGGCUCCCUCGAACCCUUUUGCCGCCGGCAGUCCUUCGAGUGCAGGCAGCAGCCUACUCUUCUACCUCACUAAGGUGUUGCCCAAGCCAGAACCCUUCCGUCCCUCCACUCGUGACGAGGAGUUUGCUCAGUGGCCUCAGUGGAGCUGGGCGUUCGAGCAAUACCUUUCAUGUUUGGAUCCCAGCUUCGACAAAGAGCUACAUGAGUAUGCACGCCAGUCCACGCCUGUUCUUCUUGAGUCUUUGAGUGAGCAAGCGAAGGCCCGUUCGAGGAUUGUGUAUGGCAUGCUGAAUGGCCUCCUCUAUGAAAGGGGUCGCCGCUUGUUGCGCUCUGUGCCAUCCCAGAAUGGCUUCGAAGCUUGGAGGUUGCUUUCAAAUGACCUGAUGCCCAAGACCAGGAAUCGUGUGCUUGCCCUUCUUCGGACCAUCAACAGCUGGCCUAGCUUUGAUGCCAAGCAGGGCAUUGCUCAGCAACUUUUGCGUCUUGAAGCAGCCUUUGAAGAGUAUGCACAGCUUGAAAGGGGUGGAUUGCCUGAAAACAACAAAAUGGCCACUCUCCUCAGCUGCUUGACAGGCCAACUUCGCCAGCAUGCCAAUGUGGUUAUCUCUGACGACAGCACCUACCGUGACCUGCGUGAGCUGGUGCUCAGGUGGGAUGGUGCUCAGACAAAGUGGCAAUCCAGUGUUGCCAGCAGCUAUGGGCUGUAUGAAGGCAAGAAGGGCCUUCAUGAUCCCGGCGAUGUUGUGCCAAUGGAGGUCGAUCGCGUUGCCAAAGGCGGUCGAGGCAAGUACAAGGGUGGUAAGGGUAAAGGAGAUAAGGGUGGUAAGGGCAAAGGCAAGGGUGAUAAGGGUGGUAGGACCGACAAAGGCAAGGGCAAAGGCGACAAAGGUGGCAAAGCCAAGGGCGACUCUCAGGCGCUGUGUGGGUGGUGCCACAAGCCUGGGCACUUCAAGCGUGAUUGCUACCAGUAUAAGGCCUUCCUUGAUGGUAAGACUAAGGGUGCCAGGCAAGUGCAGGCCUCCGCAGCCUCCGAUGCCGGCAGUUCCACCACUUUGCCCUCGUCCGCCAGUGCUCUUCAGGCCCAGCAAGGCAAGUCUGAUCAUCCUGCUGUGCGUCGUGUGACAGCAGAGCCUAUGAUGUUCGACAUGUCAGAUUUGGCUGACGUUCUUUCUCUUGAGCCCAAUGUCCGUAUGCUAACUGUGACUGCGCCACAGAGUUUUCGGAUGGAUUCCGGUGAUAGUAACGGUGAUUGGACCUUGCCUCCCCCAGAUUAUGCUGAGCUUGACCUUCAGUCCACCGUUGCUCCUCAGUUUGUCCGAACAGUUUCAAGCCCAAGCCACAGCGUGAUCAUUGACUCAGGUGCCGACAUCUCAUGCAUCCCCGCGUCCUUUCAAGCGUGCGGUCGCGCUGCCAGUGCGAGGCCGCUGCAGGUUUGCGAUGCCCAAGGAGGUGCGAUGCAUGUGCAAGCUGAGCGACUUGUAGAUUUCGUGCUGCAUGGGGGACCAAAGCCCGUGGUGAUCCGUGAGCGAUGCGUUGUCGCCAAUGUUACCCAGCCGCUCCUGAGUCUGGGCCGGCUGACACACAGGGGUUGGUGGCCCGUUUGCAAAGGUGAAACCGCUGGAUCAGGUGGCAUGGCUUUGGUCCAUCAUGCGACAGGCGCUGAAGUGCCUUUGCUGCUGAAAGGAUACUCGUGGGCGGUGGACGCACAGAUCCGCCGUGUUGAACAGGAGGGUGGCUCUCCUGAUUCCCCGCAGCAGCAUUCGCAGGUUGCCUCAAUCCAAGUGAAGCUUGAUCCUGACGCGCUUGAAGCCAUUGAGUAUGGCUGGCAUAUCGGUGCCACUGGCCACUUCGUGUGGCGGGGCCGCUCCAGUCGGUUCCUUGAUCCCAGCUUGAUCGCUCCCAUUGCUUGGCCAUAUCGCAGCACGCUUAUGCAGCGAAGCGGUACCUGGUUUCUGCUUGAGCAUUGUGUCCCGUGGACUCAGAUCCGCGAUGUGGAGGCGACGCUUCCCGGAGGACAGGUUGCUGAGGUCAUCACUUAUCUGCAUGUGAAAGUUGAGCCUGUGACUGAGAUCGGUGUGCAGCUACCUGAAGGCAUGCUUGAGCCCGAAGGUCUUCCAGAGCCCAACUUCUACAGCUUUUACCGCAAGCGUGAACAGGACCCGCCUGGUCCUGUUGAGCAAGACCGCGUCGUGCCUGAGGAAGUUGUCAUGCAAGGUUUGGAAGAUGUGUCUGGUGAAGCUGCUGGGCCGGUACACAGGCCAUUGCCCGAUCAGGUUGAGGUUGACGAAUCCGCUCCUGCCGGUGAGGUUGAGCCCGUGUCGCUUGAUGGCGUCGUGCUUUCGGAUGAUUCUAGCUUGGCGGUCUUGAAGACUGCAGCCGCCAAGUUGAACCUCAGCACUGCGGGGUCCAAGACCCGUCUUUUCACUCGCAUCAAGAACUACUUGGACAAGCAGCGGCUAGCCCUCGAGCUUGAGCUGGCCGCCGAUGCUCAGACAGUGGGGGAACGGCAGCCCAGGGUACAGCCUGUGCCCCGGGAACCGACGCCCCAGGAGCGUCUUCUCCACGAAUGCACUCAUGUCCCUUACCAAGCGUGGUGUGAGCAUUGCAUAGCCAUGCGUGCGGUCCCUGAUCGGAUGGAGUUCCUCAAGCAAGGCCCUCGGGAUGUCCCAGUUGUCCAGUUCGACUUUUGCUUCACGGGUUACACCGUAGAUAAGGGUAUGGUUAGCCUUGAUAGUGCGCCGGAGAAUGCACAGCAAGCCCUGAAAUGUCUUGUGUGCCACGACUCCGCCACUGGGAGUAUCGGGGCGAUUCCUUGUGAAGCCAAGGGUGACACUCGGUACCUUGGGAUAGAGCUCCAAAGGUUCAUUCAGGGUCUAGGCCACAGCACCAUCUGCUUGAAGUGUGACAACGAGCCGUCCACCCUGGCUUUGCAGAAGGCCAUUGUGGCUGCGCGGCAGCGUCUUGGCUUGCGAACCAUCACACAGAACCCUGCCAUCGGUGCCAAAGGUUCCCUAGGCUUCUGUGAGAAGGCCGUUGAUUCCGUGAGAAAGCUGGCUAACACUUUGCUUGAUCAAGCCCGGUCCAGAACAGGCCUUCCGUUGCCUGUGUCGCAUUGCUUGUUUGCGUGGGCUUUUGUGCACAGUGCUUGGCUGAUCAACCGCUAUCGCGUGAUCGGCAACAUGACUGCUUAUGAGAGAGCCACCGGCGCAAGUUACGGUGGCCGCAUUGCACCGUUCGCAGAGCCUGUGUACUGCCAAGUCGAAGCAAAGCAAAAGGGUGACAAGCGCUGGCUGUUGGGGAUACUUGUUGGAAAGUCUUCAUCCAAUGACAUGUAUGUGAUUGCUGGCAAAGAUGGCAUCCGCCUCUCCCGAUCCAUACGUCGUGUGGGUCGCCCUUGGAGCACUGAGGCCUUGCUCUACAAUGAGUUGAAGGGAUUUCCAUGGGACUAUGGGAGUGGGGUUGUCGGAACAAAGUUCGUUGCUAUGCCAAAGCAACGGCUGCCUGAUGUUGUGCCAGCACCUGCAGUGGAACCAGCAGAGCCUAGUGUCAUUCCUGCUGUUGCGCCAGCUGUGCUGUUGGGCGGGGACACCGAUGUCUCGGCUCCUGUGGAUCGCAGCUCCCGGCGUGUUCCUCCUCCUGAGAGUGCAAGAGUGAUUCCGAAUACAGCCGACAGCAGUAUGGCAGUGGAUGAGCCCGGUGCAAACCCUCCAAUGAGAGAGGGAGUCCCAAGCACCCCUGAGGCUAUGCUGCCUCCUUUGAAGAAGCUGUGCUUGCGAGCUGUGACGUUUGGAAGCCAAACCUACGAGGUCAAUGAUGAGAGUGAGUUCAACCUGGAUCAGCCCGAUGGCUGGGACACUGAGGCCAAUCUUUGGUCUAUGCCGUCCGAGAAGGACGAAAGUUUCACUGAUGAUGUGGUCGCCGCGCCUGGCGAGGAUGAUGAGCGACUGUGGUUUCCCGACAAUGGAAGGGAGCCUGAGCUCGACAGCGCCAUUUUGGCUGAGCUCGAUGAUUUGGCCGACAGUGUGGAGGUGGCUCGGCUUAUCAAGAAGUCUGUCUUGAGAGCAGCCACUCCAAAUGAAGACGUGAGCUUGAUGAAAGGCCUGACGACGAAAUUUGUUCGAACAUGGAGAUUCAAGAAACGAAAGGGGGUCGGUAUGUGGUACCGUCGCUCCCGCCUCUGCGCCCGGGAGUUCCGGUGGCUUGAUGACUCCAAAGAGGGGCUGUUCAGCCCCGCGACGAGCACCGACAUCGUCCGACUCCUCCCUGCCUUGUUCCUGACCUGGAAGAAGACUCGCCCUUCCGAACAGUUUGCGCUGGUGGCCCUGGACAUAAAGGAUGCGUACCUUGAAGUUCCCCAACCAGUCCCGGUUGUAUCCCGAAUCCAAGGCCAGGAUUUUGUGUUCCAGAAAAUGGUCCCAGGGCAACGUGAAGGGUCGCAGCAGUGGUUCAACUACUUUUACGAUUUCCUUGCAGAACACUUUGAAGUGGAGAAGUGCAAAGAGUGUCCUGCCGUGAUCCGUUUUAGCAGCAAGUCUACAAGUGUCCAUGCAAGUGAGAGCAAAGGUCCCGGCAUGAUACACGUUGAUGAUUCGCUGCUCCUGCUUCCGCUCGAUUGGGCCCGUGACUGUUUCAUUCCAACAGUGCAGCAGAGGUUCCAGAUCACAUAUGAGUUGGCGUAUGAAGUGGGCCAUUCGUUCAGUUUUCUUAAGCGGUUGCACACGCUGACAGAGCAUGGGAUCACGAUUCGGCAGCCAACUUCGUACAUCACACACAUGAAGGAGAUCAUGAAUGUCAAGGAGAAUGUACGCCAGCGUGAACCAUGUUGGUCUGAACUUCGUGCUAAAGACACAACCUGCGAGCUUGAUCAUGUUGAAGCAAGCAAAUUCCGGCAAGCUGUUGGCACCGCUCUUUACAUCUCAUGUGACCGGCCUGAUGUCGGCUACGCUGUCCGGAUGUUGGCCGCCUACAUGGCAAGGCCGACAGAACAUGCAAAGAUCGGGUUGACGAAGUUAAUCCAGUAUUUGGUGAACACUGCUCACUAUGGGAUAGCAAUGAAGGCUACAGCUCCUGGGUCCAAGAAACUGUUCGAGCAUGGUUCAGAGGAUGAUUCCGAGCGCUUUGUGUUGGAGGCAUUUUCGGACGCUGAUUGGUCGGGGUCGAAGAGGGACAGGAGGUCAUACGGAGGCGCUAGCUACUGCCUGAACGGGCAGUAUAUUCACUAUGUGUGCCGAUCGCAAAAGUGCAUCAGCUUGUCCUCCAUGGAAAGUGAAUACUACAGUGCCGUUGGCAGCUCCUGUCAGGGACUCUUCAUGAAGGCGGUGGUCGAGUUCAUGAGCCGCAGCCCUUGCGAUCUUAUCGUCUAUGUUGACAACCAGUCCUGCAAAGCGUUCUGUUUGCGUCAAGGGGUUACCAAGGCUUGCAAGCAUUUUGAAGGUCGAUUGCUUUGGUUGCAAGAUGCAGUGCAGCAGAAGCGCUUGAUCAUGAAGUAUGUUUCCACUCAUGCAAACCUUGGUGACAUUCAUACAAAGCCUCUCUCCCCAGCUCGGCUGCAGAGUUUGCUGUUCCUACAUGACUUUGUGGAUAUGCAUGACAGGCCAGUGGGAUCUGAAGAGUGGGACCGAACCAUGGCGACAGAGGGGAUGAAGGCCCAGGUCAAGCGUGUUCGGACAGUGGUAGGCGGCGAUGCGUCCAGCACAUGGGUGAAACGUGUUGCACUCCUUCUCAUGAUGAUGCCAAUUCCUUCGGAAGCUGUUACGUCUGCUUACAGUCCUCGGUCGUGGAUGUGCAGCUUUGUUCUUUUCUUGGUAUGCCUUGCAUUUUGCAUUGGCAGUGGUACAGAGUCUGAUGAUCAUGAUGGGUGGAUGCUUGUUCCACAGCACGACAGGCUGUUGUACUGUCGUGAGACACUUUAUGCCAUUGCGGGCAUGAUCUUGAGCUACGUAUCUUGGAGCCUUGGGUCACAGGGCUAUGGUGCGGGAGUGGAGGCUGAGAUGAACUCCACGACUCAGACCACCACUGCAGGUGGUGGGGACACAGCUGUGAUGCCGACCGUCAUCGGUGCGAUGCUGGUCAUGACAAUUCUUGGUGGUAUUCUUGUGAUGCUGACCAUGCGGGUCAAGAAGCUUGAAGCCCUACUGGCCGAUGCCCAGCAGGCGACAGCAGAUGCUUCAUCACGUGUCAGUCGUGAUCUUGCAAGACAGUUGGAGCAGGCGCGGCGCCAGAACCGUGCCCUGGAGACAGAGCUCAUUCGGGCUCGCGAGCGUGCAGGGCCACCUGCACAAGUGGUGAUCACAGGCCGAGGCCGAUGUUUCCAUCACGAGAAUUGCCACGUACAUCAGAACAAUCCGAACAAAGUGCUGACUCCUUGCAGCUACUGUCAGCAUAUGUUCUUUGAGUGA
Messenger RNA from Symbiodinium natans, 6900 nucleotides. The record is from the annotation of a GenBank genome assembly. Lineage: Eukaryota; Dinophyceae; Suessiales; Symbiodiniaceae.